CUCGUCUGCUAAGGUUGCUGGCAGACGACAACCUCAUUUACAAAAUCAACCAGAUGAACGUGUUCGUAAUAUAAGAGCACACUUUCUGUGUUAUAGAGAUUUUGAUCGUUCAAUCAUUCGUAGGUGUUAUGUUAAUAAAUAAAGUGAAGGAUGGGUGUGAGCAUUUUUCUUGCCUUCCUAACGUCCCUAGUCAAUGUUUUGAUGCAAGUUCAGUGUGGAUCGUUGAACCUGGAGUAUUACUAAUUUAGUGAAAUAUACCAUACAUGCGACCUAUACUAAUUUAAACAUUGGACGCUUAUUUUGACUGGCAGAUUCUGCGCUACGAUACGAAAAAAAUCGCCACAGAUUGGCAGAUAAUAUAUAUUUUGAGUGGUGAGAGCACAGACUGAAACAUUAGAGGACAGUUCCUCUUCAAGACUACAAAAAUCUCAAGUGUAUUUGCUUAACAACACUCGAGGCUGGUCUCGAGGCAGUGAGCUUCAAUAUGAUUGGGUGCAAAGAUCGCGGUCCGAGCAAGAACAACACGGCGUCUGCAGCCACGUCACCUUCCAAGCACGUGGGCAGGUCCUCAUCCGUGCCCACUGAGCGCCCACCACUCACCCACCACCAACACCCAUCUAUCACCCAGCCUUCCCUAGACCACCAGAAGCUCUCCUCCAGCACCUCCUCCCUCAAUGCUUCACCCGUGCACCUCGUAAAGUCAGCUUCCACCUCCACCCUCACUGCCUCCACCAACACCUGUAAAUUGACCACCCGCAACCAUGGGCGUACCAGGGUGGCCAGCAACGCUAAGGACUCAUCGCUAGAGAACAUCAAAGACGAAUACUGCGAGAAAGUGCAACAGCGAAUCGCAGAGAGGAACUUCGAAAAAUGAAAGAUCAAACAUAUCUCUUCUAGUCGCCAUCAAUAUUUACACGAGUCUGAGGAAAUACGCCGUAAGGUUAUAUAAUUUUCUCGCAAACGUGACCAAUUUGCAGAGAAAAAUAAAGAAUCAGGAAGGCACUAAAUGACCGUAUCUUAAAACUUGAUAUUAUUAAGGAUUUAGUGUCCCCGAGCGAUGGCUUGUUACUCAGUAAUCUAGAUGUGUAGAGAUAACCUCACUGUUGUAUGUGCUUUGUGUACCAGAUAGUUAUGAUCUAGGUUAUUCUCUUCUGUGUACAUUCUAAUUGUAAACUAGGUAAUGUAAGUCAGUGGCAAGACAAGUAGAAAUGUUCAAUAAGUGUUUGUUUUCUACACACCAAGAUGUGUAUGAAGGGGGAGUGGAGUGAUGAUACUGUGCUCGUGACAGUCUCCUGUACUAGAUUGAUCGACAUUACAGAUUUUUUACCUUUUGUCCGUUAUCAUAUCUGUUAUUGAAGUUGUGUUUACUUGUACCGCUUAAUCAUCCAGCUCAUUAAUGCUUCUAACAUCCCUAUAACUCAUAUCUUUAUAGAUUUACGUAUUUUUCUAUUUUUUUUUAAAUAUUUUGCGAUUUUAUGUUUUGUAUGUAAUUUCGAAGCCUCGCUAUUAGUGAAGUGUCUGUAUCGUAUGGUUUAUACAGAGCAAAAUAAUACACGAGAAUUAGGAAAUUCAAUAUGUGUUGGUAAAUAGUUGUAGGAAACCACUGGAGUGUCUUCUCGUUGACCACAUCCCAGUGUUGUCAACAAUUCUCUGACCAAGUGUGUGUAACAUUCCAAUUCGUCUUUUACCUAAACAAACAAGGGUGUGGUGUCCAACUAUAUAGUGGCAGCGAUGUAUCUCCCGCUGCCAGACGUUACCUUCCCUUUUAUACAAU
Cherax quadricarinatus is the source of this 1774-nucleotide messenger RNA. The record is from RefSeq and is a predicted model, not a curated record. NCBI's taxonomy places the organism in Eukaryota, Metazoa, Arthropoda, Malacostraca, Decapoda, Parastacidae.